Leptosomus discolor (cuckoo roller) is the source of this 1463-nucleotide messenger RNA. The record is from RefSeq and is a predicted model, not a curated record. Lineage: Eukaryota; Metazoa; Chordata; Aves; Leptosomiformes; Leptosomidae.
CUGCUGAUUUGUUCACAGAUCUGGAAAAUGCAUUUCAAGAGAAAAUCGAUGCAGCUUAUUUUGAAACCAGCAAGUACCUGCUGGAUGUUCUCAAUAAGAAGUACAAUUUACUGGAACACAUGCAGGCCAUGAGGCGCUACUUACUACUUGGUCAAGGAGACUUUAUCAGGCAUUUAAUGGACUUGCUCAAGCCAGAGCUUGCACGACCAGCUACAACCUUAUAUCAGCAUAAUCUAACUGGAAUUCUUGAAACGGCGGUGAGGGCAACUAAUGCCCAGUUUGAUAACCCUGAGAUUCUCAAACGAUUGGAUGUUCGACUUCUGGAGGUAUCUCCUGGGGACACUGGAUGGGAUGUCUUCAGCUUGGACUAUCAUGUUGAUGGACCAAUAGCAACGGUAUUUACACGUGAGUGCAUGAGCCACUAUCUAAGAGUAUUUAAUUUCCUUUGGAGAGCAAAGCGAAUGGAGUAUAUUCUUACUGAUAUAUGGAAAGGGCACAUGUGCAAUGCAAAGCUUCUGAAAAGUAUACCAGAGCUUUCUGGGGUGCUGCAUCAGUGUCACGUUCUGGCAUCAGAAAUGGUCCAUUUCAUUCAUCAAAUGCAGUAUUACAUUACGUUUGAGGUGCUUGAAUGUUCGUGGGAUGAACUCUGGAACAAGGUCCAACAAGCACAGGACUUGGAUCACAUCAUUGCAGCUCACGAAGUUUUUCUAGACACAAUCAUAGCUCGGUGCUUGCUGGAUAGUGAUUCCAGGGUACUUCUCAACCAGCUUCGAGCUGUUUUUGAUCAGAUCAUUGAGCUCCAGAAUGCCCAAGAUGCAAUGUACAGAGCUGCUUUGGAGGAGUUGCAGCUGAGGUUGCAAUUUGAAGAGAGGAAAAGACAGCGUGAGCUUGAGGGCAAGUGGGGUGUAACUGCGUCAGAAGAUGAAGAAGAGAGUAAAAGGAUGAAAGAAUUUCAAGACUCGAUACCCAAAAUGUGCUCACAGCUGCGAAUACUCACUCACUUUUACCAGGGAAUCGUCCAGCAGUUCUUGGUCCUGCUAACAACCAGUUCUGAUGAAAGCCUUCGGUUUCUUAGCUUUAGAUUGGACUUCAAUGAACAUUAUAAAGCAAGAGAGCCAAGGCUUCGCGUAUCCUUGGGCACCAGAGGCAGACGAAGCUCACAUAUGUGAAACAGCUGCGAAGGACUGCACCUCGGUAUCCGAAGGUUGUUGAACCUCUUAUUGGACAAGGCAAUCAGUGUUGACAUAAUACAGCCAAAUCGUGCGUGAUCGGUGUCUACCAUUUCUGCAGGCAACAUGUUUUCAGUCGUGUGAUUGUGUGACACUGUAUAGCAGAACGCAAAAAAGUAGGGUUUUUUUUACACUGACGUUUCUAGAAUUACCAGACUAAAUGGGCUGAUUGAACCUCUUCCAAUCAACUUCUUAAGUCAUCCUUUUAAACAAAUGCCAAUUUAAUUUGAAGCU